AUGACCUUGUGCUCCAGCGCACGGAUACCGGCGCUAGUGUGGGCGCUCCUCGGGACGCGUCGCAUUGGGGAGGACUUAGUUAGAAGACUUAGGUCUAAGUCCUCUAUAGUUAUAGAAGGAAUAAGUUAUAUAAUAAUAAGGAUUAGGUCUACUCCUUAUAAAUCUAGGGAUUUAGGAGAAAUAAGUAGGAGUAUUAAAGAUAAUAAGGAUAAUAGGUUAAAAGGAAGUAAGUUAAUAUUCUCUUUAAAGGUAUAUCCUCUAUAUAUAUAUAAAAUGCUAAGGCUAAAAGCUAGUAAUAUUCCUAGUCUUUUAUAA
Messenger RNA from Colletotrichum navitas, 315 nucleotides. RefSeq lists its product as uncharacterized. NCBI's taxonomy places the organism in Eukaryota, Fungi, Ascomycota, Sordariomycetes, Glomerellales, Glomerellaceae. Bases 1 to 315 code for a protein of 104 amino acids. The record is from RefSeq and is a predicted model, not a curated record. The transcript has 15 exons.